UGCACCGACCAUACUGCUGCACAUAAAUCCAAGGUUUUUUCAACUGUACAUUAUUGUGUCGUCUAGUAUUAGGCUCGUUAUCAAAUGAUCACCACUUGUGUUGAACAAUGUUUAAACAAUACGAAUUUAUAAAUGGAUUAACAAACUAGUAAUUGGAACUUAUUAGUAUUUGAUUCGCGUUUAAUGCAAAUAAAACCAGGUAUAGAUUGUAUUGAUUGAAACCGUAAAUUAUUAAUGCUAUACAAGGAUAUCUUUAAGCGAGAAAAAUCAAGUUUUUCGUUAUAAAUGGGAAUAGAACAUUUUUCAUUUUCUAAUUUUUCUUGCGUGUUGAUGUGGUGUAUCAUAGUCUUUAUUUGUCAUUGACUAAUGAAUACAGGUAAUAAAUUGUUAAAGGAUAUUUGGGUGUAGUUUGUCGUUGUUGUUUUUAUAUUUUAAUCAGUAAAAUACUCCAGCCUUGGUGUAUGGAAAGGUAAUGAUACGAUGAUGUGUAAAAUCAAAUUAAUGUAUCAGGCGUUUUUCGUAUUUUGAUAACAGUGUGAUAAUUAUUAAGCUUUUGAACAUUUUAAAUAUUUCAGAUGUAGCUACUAAGGGGGAUACUAAACUGAAAUAGGAAAAGAAGAACUCUAUAAAUUCCAGAGUCGAAUGUCAAACGUGAUAAGACUAGACCAAUAUUUCAGAUGUAGCUACGAAGGGGGAUACUAAACUGAAAUUGAAAAAGACGAACUCCAUAAAUUCCAGAGUCGAAUGUCAGACGUGAUAAGUCUAGACCACACUCUAAUGGAUAUUGCUGUAAAAGAAAAUUUUGAUAGUGACACACAUGUCAAUUCUGAAACUGAAUCCGAAACUGAAAGGACAUUAACGCCUGAAGAGCUUGAUAAAGAUAGCACUUCAGUGAGACUUAAUGAUGAACAAAAACCGGACACUAGCACAGAUGUCCAUUCAGAAAUAAAAGAAAUAAUGGAAGACACUCAAACUGAACAGACGAAAAUGUCAGAAGAACCUGACAGAGAGAGAACGGUGGGGCCUAAUGUUGAACAAACAAUUGAUACUAGCACACGAGUCCAUUGCGAAACAGAAGCAGAAACUGAAACUGAAAAGACGAUAACACCAGAAGAGUUUAAUAAAGAGAGCUUCAUAGAGGAGGGAUUAAAUGAUGAACAAAAACCUAAUACUUGCACACAUGUCGAUUCAGAUAUAGAUGGUGAGACUGAAACUAGACAGACGAUAAUGUCAGAAGAGCUUGACAAAAAUAGGGCUCCAUUGGGGCUUGAUGUUGAUCAAACAACUGAUACUGGCACAGAUGUCCGUUCUGAAAUAAUGGUAAAAAAUGAGCAAACGAUAGUGCAAGAAGAUCUUGGUAAAGAUAGUGAUAUAGUGGUACCAAUCGAGGAAGAAAACCUUGAUAAUGACAAACUAGCCCAUGUUGAAGAGAAUGAAGAACCUGAAGUUACAAAUGAGAUAGUGUCAGAAGAGCUCGAUAAAGAUGUAUGCACUCUUGUGGGGCGUAAUGAUGAACAAAAACCUGAUAUUAAUAUACAUGUACAUCCUGAAAUAAUGGAAACAUCUGUAACAACUGAAACUGAACCGGCGAUAAUGGAAGAAGAACUUUACUCAGACAAGUCUUCAGAUGGGCCUAAUGUUAAACAAAGUUCUGAUACUGACACAAAUGGCCAUUCUGGAGCAGGUGUAGAAUCCAAAACUGAACAGACGAUACUUUCAAAAAAGCUUGAUAAGAAUAGCACCUCCUUGGUGGGACGUAAUGAUGAACAAAAAUCGAAUGCUGGCACAAAUGUGGUAGAAACUGAAACCGAACAGAUGAUAAUGUCAGAAGAGGUUGACAAAGAGAGAGAACAAGAUUGGAUAUUUGAAAAGCCAAUGUGUUUAAUAUCAUCCAACAAUGGACGUCUUGAAGUUGUAGACGACACAGUCAGGGCGUUAGAGAAAAUUGAGAUGCCAUUAAAUGUUGUAGCAAUAGCUGGACUUUAUAGAACAGGUAAAUCCUACCUGAUGAAUCGAUUGGCUGGAAGAAACUCUGGGUUCCUGAUGGGUAGCUCAAUAGAGUCAUGUACUAAAGGUAUUUGGGCAUGGUGCAGACCACACCCUAAAAAACAAAAUGAAGUAUUAUUGUUACUUGAUACUGAAGGUUUAGGAGAUGCUACAAAGGGUGAUAUCGACCAUGACAAUAAAAUAUUUACUCUGACUACUUUAAUCAGCAGCACGUUAGUCUACAAUGUGAUGUCAGCUUUUAAUCAAGAUGCAGUUGAGAAACUAACGUAUCCUUUUCUGCUUUGA
Ruditapes philippinarum (Manila clam) is the source of this 2292-nucleotide messenger RNA. RefSeq lists its product as uncharacterized. Lineage: Eukaryota; Metazoa; Mollusca; Bivalvia; Venerida; Veneridae. The record is from RefSeq and is a predicted model, not a curated record. Bases 745 to 2292 code for a protein of 515 amino acids. Gene Ontology annotation, molecular function: GTP binding; GTPase activity. The transcript is spliced from 14 exons.